Molecule: messenger RNA, 3185 nt
Organism: Chiroxiphia lanceolata (lance-tailed manakin)
Lineage: Eukaryota; Metazoa; Chordata; Aves; Passeriformes; Pipridae
Gene: BOP1
Product: BOP1 ribosomal biogenesis factor
Exons: 16
Coding region: 188-2326 (712 amino acids)
Biological process (GO): maturation of LSU-rRNA from tricistronic rRNA transcript (SSU-rRNA, 5.8S rRNA, LSU-rRNA); ribosome biogenesis
Cellular component (GO): preribosome, large subunit precursor; PeBoW complex
Molecular function (GO): ribonucleoprotein complex binding; protein binding
Source: RefSeq, a predicted model, not a curated record
ACCCCCCCCUGUCCCGUCCCCCCCGUUAUUGCCCCCCGUCCUUCAUCACCCCCGGUCCCGGGACCACCAACUCCCCCCGCCCCGCUGUGUGUGGGGGCCGCUGGGGGCGGAAGCGGCGCGGGGUGGGGGGGCGUGUCGUGCCCCCUGACCCUGCCCACGUGGUUCGGCGCACGCGGGGCCGCGGGACAUGGAGCAGACCAGCCCCCCCGAGGUCAGUGAGGAGCUGACAGACAGCGAGGAGAGUGAGGAAAGUGUCUACUCGGGGCUGGAGGACUCGGGCAGCGACAGCAGCGACCCCGAGGAGGAGGAAGAAGAAGAGGAAGAAGAUGAAGACCCCGGCAGUGAUUCCCCCCCCAAAACACAAGCCAAAGGGACUCCCGGGAAGAGAAAAUCCCUGGAGGAUGAUUCCCCAUGGGAGGGAAAGGAGGAUCUGCUUCCCCAGAACGAGUAUGAGGACGACAGCUCGGAUGAAGAGGACAUCCGUAACACGGUGGGAAACAUCCCCAUGGAGUGGUACCAGGACUUCCCACACAUCGGCUACAACCUGGAUGGCAAGAAGAUCUACAAACCCAUCCGGAACAAGGACGAGCUGGACAUGUUCCUGGAGAAGAUGGAGAACCCUGACUACUGGAGGACGGUGCAGGACAGGAUGACGGGGGCGGACGUGAAGCUGACGGACGAGCAGGUGGAGCUGGUGCAGCGCCUGCAGAAGGGGCAGUUUGGGGACGUCAACUUCGACCCCUACGAGCCGGCCGUGGACUUCUUCACCCACGAGGUCAUGAUCCACCCGGUGACCAACCGCCCCGCGGACAAGAGGAGCUUCAUCCCCUCCCUCAUCGAGAAGGAGAAGGUGUCCAAGCUGGUCCACGCCAUCAAGAUGGGCUGGAUCAAACCCCGCAAGCCCCGGGACGACACCCCCACCUACUACGACCUGUGGGCCCACGAGGACCCCAACUCCAUCCUGGGCCGCCACAAGAUGCACGUCCCGGCCCCCAAGCUGAGGCUACCGGGGCACGAGGAGUCCUACAACCCCCCCCCCGAGUACCUGCUCAGCGAGGAGGAGAGGUUGGCCUGGGAGCAGCAGGAGCCGUCAGAGCGGCGGCUGAACUUCGUGCCGCGGCAGCACCGGUGCCUGCGGGCCGUGCCCGCCUACCCCCGCUUCAUCCACGAGCGCUUCGAGCGCUGCCUCGACCUCUACCUGUGCCCUCGGCAGAGGAAGAUGCGGGUCAACGUGGAUCCCGAGGAUCUGAUCCCCAAACUGCCGAAGCCACGGGAUCUGCAGCCCUUCCCGACCACCCAGGCCCUGAUCUACCGUGGGCACUCGAGCCUCGUGCGCUGCCUCGGCAUCUCCCCCAGCGGGCAGUGGUUGGUGUCAGGCUCUGACGACGGCUCCCUGCGGUUCUGGGAGGUGAGCACCGCCCGCUGCCUGAGGACGCUGCCCGUGGGCUCCGCGGUGAAGAGCGUGGCCUGGAACCCCAACCCCACCCUCUGCCUGGUGGCCGUGGCCGUGGAUCAGUCGGUGCUCCUGGUGAACCCCUGCCUCGGGGACAAGCUGCUCUACGGGGCCACGGACCAGCUGCUGGACUCCUUCGUGCCCCCGGAGGAGGAGCGGGUCCAGCCCGUCCAGUGGGUCCCGGCCAGCGCCGAGGAACACGGGAAGGGGAUCCGGCUGAUCGUCCAGCACGGCAAGCCGGUGAAGCAGGUGACGUGGCACGGCAAGGGCGACUACUUUGCCAGCGUGGUGAGCGACACGGGCAGCAGGCAGGUGCUGAUCCACCAGAGCAGCAAGCGCUGGAGCCAGGCCCCGUUCCAGAGGAGCAAGGGGAUGGUGCAGUGUGUCCAAUUCCACCCCACCCGGCCCUUCUUCUUCGUGGCCACCCAGCGCUGCGUCCGCGUCUACAACCUGCUCAAGCAGGAGCUCACCAAGAAGCUCAUGAGCAACUGCAAGUGGGUGUCCAGCAUGGCCGUGCACCCAGGAGGUGACAACGUGAUCUGCGGGAGCUACGACAGCAAACUGGCCUGGUUUGACCUGGACCUGUCCACCAGACCCUACCAACUGCUGAGGCACCACCGCCGUGCCCUGCGGAGCGUGGCCUUCCACCGGCGCUACCCGCUCUUCGCCUCCGGCUCCGACGACGGCACCGUCAUCGUCUGCCACGGGAUGGUCUACAAUGACCUGCUGCAGAACCCGCUGCUGGUGCCCGUGAAGGUUCUCAAGGGCCACGUUCUCACCCUGGAUCUGGGAGUCCUGGACGUGCUUUUCCACCCCACCCAGCCCUGGGUCUUCUCCUCGGGCGCCGACGGCACCGUCCGGCUCUACACGUAGCUCAUCCCGAGGGAUCCCGGCCCUGCUCCUCCUCAUCCCGAGGGAUCCCGGCCCUGCUCCUCAUCCCGAGGGAUCCCGGCCCUGCUCCUCCUCAUCCCGAGGGAUCCCGGCCCUGCUCCUCAUCCCGAGGGAUCCCGACCCUGCUCCUCAUCCUGAGGGAUCCCGACCCUGCUCCUCAUCCUGAGGGAUCCCAGUCCUGUUCCUCCUCAUCCCGAGGGAUCCCAGCCCUGCUCCUCCUCAUCCCGAGGGAUUCCAACCCUGCUCCUCAUCCCGAGGGAUCCCGGCCCUGCUCCUCAUCCCGAGGGAUCCCGGCCCUGCUCCUCAUCCCGAGGGAUCCCGGCCCUGCUCCUCAUCCCGAGGGAUCCUGGCCCUGCUCCUCAUCCCGAGGGAUCCUGACCCUGCUCCUCAUCCCGAGGGAUCCCGGCCCUGCUCCUCCUCAUCCCGAGGGAUCCCGGCCCUGCUCCUCCUCAUCCUGAGGGAUCCCGGCCCUGCUCCUCCUCAUCCUGAGGGAUCCCGGCCCUGCUCCUCCUCAUCCCGAGGGAUCCCCAACCUGCUCCUCCUCAUCCCAAGGGAUCCCAACCCUGCUCCUCAUCCCAAGGGAUCCCAGCCCUGCUCCUCCUCAUCCCGAGGGAUCCCAGCCCUGCUCCUUCUCAUCCCGAGGGAUCCCGACCCUGCUCCUCAUCCCGAGGGAUCCCGACCCUGCUCCGGCUCCAGCACCCCCCGGGGCUGGGGCAGGGCUGGGACCACCACCCCAGAGCUGGGGACCACCAAAGUGGGACCCUCCCAGAGCCGGGACCCUCCCGGGAUCGUCGCUCCCGCUCCGGAUUCCUGGGGUUCAUUAAAACUCCUCUGGAUACAA